Messenger RNA from Acomys russatus (golden spiny mouse), 5405 nucleotides. RefSeq names its product patched 1 (gene Ptch1). Gene Ontology annotation, biological process: smoothened signaling pathway. NCBI's taxonomy places the organism in Eukaryota, Metazoa, Chordata, Mammalia, Rodentia, Muridae. The transcript is spliced from 24 exons. Bases 5 to 4309 code for a protein of 1434 amino acids. The record is from RefSeq and is a predicted model, not a curated record. Gene Ontology annotation, cellular component: plasma membrane. Gene Ontology annotation, molecular function: hedgehog receptor activity; smoothened binding; hedgehog family protein binding.
CAACAUGGCCUCGGCUGGUAACGCCGCCGGGGCCCUGGGCAGGCAGGCCGGCGGCGGAAGGCGCAGACGGACAGGAGGACCGCACCGCGCCACGCCGGACCGGGACUAUCUGCACCGGCCCAGCUACUGCGACGCCGCCUUCGCUCUGGAGCAGAUUUCCAAGGGGAAGGCUACUGGCCGGAAAGCUCCACUGUGGCUGAGAGCGAAGUUUCAGAGACUCUUAUUUAAACUGGGUUGUUACAUUCAAAAGAACUGCGGCAAGUUUUUGGUUGUGGGUCUCCUCAUAUUUGGGGCCUUCGCUGUGGGAUUAAAGGCAGCUAAUCUCGAGACCAACGUGGAGGAGCUGUGGGUGGAAGUUGGUGGACGAGUGAGUCGAGAAUUAAAUUAUACCCGCCAGAAGAUAGGAGAAGAGGCUAUGUUUAAUCCUCAACUCAUGAUACAGACUCCGAAAGAAGAAGGCGCUAAUGUCUUGACCACAGAGGCUCUCCUGCAACACCUGGACUCAGCACUCCAGGCCAGCCGUGUGCACGUCUACAUGUAUAACAGGCAGUGGAAGUUGGAACAUUUGUGCUACAAAUCAGGGGAACUUAUCACAGAAACAGGUUACAUGGAUCAGAUAAUAGAAUACCUUUAUCCUUGCUUGAUCAUUACACCUCUGGACUGCUUCUGGGAAGGGGCAAAGUUACAGUCGGGGACAGCGUACCUCCUAGGUAAGCCUCCUUUGCGGUGGACAAACUUUGACCCCUUGGAAUUCCUAGAAGAGUUAAAGAAAAUAAACUACCAAGUGGACAGCUGGGAGGAAAUGCUGAAUAAAGCCGAAGUUGGCCAUGGGUACAUGGACCGGCCCUGCCUCAACCCAGCCGACCCAGAUUGCCCUGCCACAGCCCCCAACAAAAAUUCAACCAAACCUCUUGAUGUGGCCCUUGUUUUGAAUGGUGGAUGUCAAGGUUUAUCCAGGAAGUAUAUGCAUUGGCAGGAGGAGUUGAUUGUGGGUGGCACAGUCAAGAAUGCCACUGGAAAACUGGUCAGCGCGCAUGCCCUGCAGACCAUGUUCCAGUUAAUGACUCCCAAGCAAAUGUAUGAACACUUCAGGGGCUACGACUACGUCUCCCACAUCAACUGGAACGAGGACAGGGCAGCAGCCAUCCUGGAGGCGUGGCAGAGGACUUACGUGGAGGUGGUUCAUCAAAGCGUUGCCCCAAACUCCACUCAGAAAGUGCUUUCCUUCACCACCACGACCCUGGACGACAUCCUAAAAUCCUUCUCUGAUGUCAGUGUCAUCCGAGUGGCCAGUGGCUACCUACUGAUGCUCGCCUAUGCCUGUUUAACCAUGCUGCGCUGGGACUGCUCCAAGUCCCAGGGUGCCGUGGGGCUGGCUGGCGUCCUGUUGGUUGCACUGUCGGUGGCUGCAGGACUGGGCCUCUGUUCCUUGAUCGGGAUCUCCUUUAAUGCUGCAACAACUCAGGUUUUGCCAUUUCUUGCUCUUGGUGUUGGUGUGGACGACGUCUUCCUCCUGGCACAUGCGUUCAGUGAGACAGGACAGAAUAAAAGGAUUCCAUUUGAGGACAGGACCGGGGAGUGCCUCAAGCGCACAGGAGCCAGUGUGGCCCUCACUUCCAUCAGCAAUGUCACUGCCUUCUUCAUGGCCGCGUUAAUCCCUAUUCCUGCACUGCGGGCGUUCUCCCUCCAGGCUGCUGUAGUGGUGGUAUUCAACUUUGCCAUGGUGCUGCUCAUUUUUCCUGCAAUUCUCAGCAUGGACUUAUAUAGACGUGAGGACAGACGAUUGGACAUUUUCUGCUGUUUCACAAGCCCCUGUGUCAGCAGGGUGAUUCAGGUCGAACCACAGGCCUACACGGAACCUCACAGUAACACGCGUUACAGCCCCCCACCCCCCUAUAGCAGCCAUAGCUUCGCCCAUGAAACACACAUCACCAUGCAGUCCACGGUCCAGCUCCGGACAGAGUACGACCCUCACACUCAUGUGUACUACACCACUGCCGAGCCACGCUCCGAGAUCUCUGUUCAGCCUGUCACCGUCACCCAGGACACCCUCAGCUGUCAGAGCCCUGAGAGCACCAGCUCCACCAGGGAUCUGCUCUCUCAGUUCUCGGACUCCAGCCUGCACUGCCUGGAGCCCCCCUGCACCAAGUGGACACUCUCCUCGUUUGCACAGAAGCACUAUGCUCCUUUCCUCUUGAAACCCAAAGCCAAGGUUGUGGUAAUCCUCCUUUUCCUGGGCUUGCUAGGGGUCAGCCUUUAUGGGACCACCCGAGUGAGAGAUGGGCUGGACCUCACGGACAUUGUCCCCCGGGAAACCAGAGAAUAUGACUUCAUAGCUGCACAGUUCAAAUACUUUUCCUUCUACAACAUGUACAUAGUCACCCAGAAAGCAGACUACCCCAACAUCCAGCACCUGCUUUACGACCUUCACAAGAGCUUCAGCAGUGUCCAGUAUGUCAUGCUGGAGGAGGACAAGCAACUUCCCCAGAUGUGGCUGCACUACUUCAGAGACUGGCUCCAAGGACUUCAGGACGCAUUUGACAGUGACUGGGAAACUGGGAGGAUCAUGCCGAACAAUUACAAAAAUGGAUCAGACGACGGGGUCCUCGCCUACAAGCUCCUGGUGCAGACUGGCAGCCGAGACAAGCCCAUCGAUGUUAGUCAGUUGACUAAACAACGUCUGGUGGACGCAGAUGGCAUCAUUAAUCCCAGUGCUUUCUACAUCUACCUGACGGCUUGGGUCAGCAACGACCCUGUAGCUUAUGCUGCCUCCCAGGCCAACAUCCGGCCUCAUCGGCCAGAGUGGGUCCAUGACAAAGCCGACUACAUGCCAGAGACCAGGCUGAGAAUCCCAGCAGCUGAACCCAUCGAAUACGCUCAGUUCCCUUUCUACCUCAACGGCCUACGAGACACCUCAGAUUUUGUGGAAGCCAUUGAAAAAGUGAGAGUCAUCUGUAACAACUACACAAGCCUCGGCCUGUCCAGUUACCCCAACGGCUACCCCUUCCUAUUCUGGGAGCAAUACAUCAGCCUGCGCCACUGGCUGCUGCUCGCCAUCAGCGUGGUGCUGGCCUGCACGUUUCUAGUGUGCGCCGUCUUCCUGCUGAACCCCUGGACGGCCGGGAUCAUUGUCACGGUCCUGGCUCUGAUGACUGUUGAGCUCUUCGGCAUGAUGGGCCUCAUUGGGAUCAAGCUGAGCGCUGUGCCUGUGGUCAUCCUGAUCGCGUCUGUUGGCAUCGGAGUGGAGUUCACCGUUCACGUGGCCUUGGCCUUUCUGACAGCCAUUGGUGACAAGAACCACAGGGCUAUGCUUGCCCUGGAGCACAUGUUUGCUCCUGUCCUGGAUGGUGCUGUGUCCACUCUACUGGGUGUAUUGAUGCUUGCAGGGUCCGAAUUUGAUUUCAUUGUCAGGUACUUCUUUGCUGUCCUGGCUAUUCUCACCGUCUUGGGGGUUCUCAAUGGACUAGUUUUGCUGCCUGUGCUCUUGUCCUUCUUUGGACCGUGUCCUGAGGUGUCUCCAGCCAAUGGCCUGAACCGGCUGCCCACUCCUUCGCCUGAGCCACCUCCAAGCGUCGUCCGGUUUGCAGUGCCUCCUGGUCACAUGAACAAUGGGUCUGAUUCCUCUGACUCGGAGUACAGCUCUCAGACCACGGUGUCCGGCAUCAGUGAGGAGCUCAGGCACUACGAGGCGCAGCGGGGCGCAGGAGGUCCUGCCCAUCAAGUGAUUGUGGAAGCCACAGAAAACCCUGUCUUUGCCCGGUCCACUGUGGUCCAUCCUGAACCGAGACAUCAUCCUCCCUCAAACCCUCGGCAGCAGCCCCACCUGGACUCUGGCUCCUUGUCCCCCGGACGGCAAAGCCAACAGCCUCGAAGGGAUCCCCCAAGAGAAGGCUUGCGGCCACCCCCCUACAGACCGCGCAGAGACGCUUUUGAGGUUUCUGCUGAAGGGCAUUCUGGCCCUAGCAAUAGGGACCGCUCAGGCCUCCGCGGGGCCCGUUCUCACAACCCUCGGAACCCGACGUCCACUGCCGUGGGCAGCUCUGUGCCCAGCUACUGCCAGCCCAUCACCACUGUGACGGCUUCUGCCUCUGUGACUGUCGCUGUGCACCCUCCACCUGGGCCUGGGCGCAAUCCCCGAGGGGGACCCUGUCCAGGCUAUGAGAGCUACCCUGAGACUGACCACGGCGUGUUCGAGGACCCCCAUGUGCCUUUUCAUGUCAGGUGCGAGAGGAGGGACUCGAAGGUAGAGGUCAUAGAGCUACAGGACGUGGAAUGUGAGGAGAGGCCAUGGGGGAGCAGCUCCGACUGAGGGUAAUUAAAAUCUGAAGCAAAGAGGCCAAAGAUUGGAAAGCCCUGCCCCCACCUCUUUCCAGACUGACUGCUUGAAGAGAACUGCUUGGAAUUAUGGGAAAGCAGUUCGUUGUUACUGUAACUGAUUGUAUUAUUUUUGUGAAAUAUUCCUAUAAAUAUUUAAGAGGUGUACACAUGUAAUAUACAUGGAAAUGCUGUACAGUCUAUUGCCUGGGGCCUCUCCACUCCUGCCCCAGAGUGGGGAGACCACAGGGUCUUCCCCCUGUGUACAUUGGGCUCUGUGCCGCAACCAAGCUUAACUUAGUUUUUAAAUUUUCCCAGCAUAUGUCGCUGCUGCUUAAAUAUUGUAUAAUUUACCUGUAUAAUUCUAUGCAAAUAUUGCUUAUGUAAUAGGAUUAUUUGUAAAGGUUUCUGUUUAAGAUAUUUUAAAUUUGCAUAUCACAACCCUGUGGUAGGAUGAAAUGUUACUGUUAACUUUCGAACACGCUAUGCGUGAUAAUUGUUUAACGAGCAGACAUGAAGAAAACAGGUUAAUCCCAGUGGCUUCUCUAGGGGUGGUUUUAUACGGUUCUCAUGGGUGUGUGCGCAUGUGAUUUUCCAAUGUACUGUACUGUGAUUUUUUUGUUGUUGUUGUUGUUGUCAUUUCUCUUUGCUUUGUGUGGCCUUAGCUCUGGCCUAGUUGAGCUGGGAAGGUCCAGGUCUCUUUCUGCCUUGGUCCUAGUGGAAGGAUGGCCCCAUCAUCAUCUGUCUUGAUCUCUGGGAGUAUUCAAGAGAAGCCAGACUUGCUUCAUGCCUGUGGCAGCUCCUGAGGUCAUGGGUAGCUCUCCAGGCACCCUACCUUGUGUUUCAAAGAGGCUGUGUUCCCAGAGGUCAUAAUGUUGGCUGUUAGAGCCACUGUCUCUAGAGUCUCACCAGUUACCACUGGUGGUGAGUCUCAGCUGGGCAUGAGAUUACACUCGAGGGAAGUGUGGUUGUACCUUUCUGAUGAUCAACACAUACACACAGCCUCCUACCCCCAUGUCACAGAUACAGGCAUUUCAAAACAAAACAAAACAAAAAACUAUUACAUUCAAGGUCCGUAUUCAGGCCUUUAU